UAUCUGUAUCAACACACAUUAAUACUUGUCUAUACUUUCAUGGAUUGAAUUGAACCCUCGUUUGCGAUCCUUUUCUCUUCAACCACGGGGGUUUUUGACGGAGCUGAACUGCGAUUCCAUUUACUGCUGCAAUCUGGAGCUGAGGUGGAGGGUUUCUGCUCGAUUUUAUUUAUCUUUUCGCCAUCGCAACAGCUGGUUCGCGGCGACAAUUGCUGCCUGCUCAUUCCGAUUUUGGUCUGCUUUUCCUCUCGAGGAUAACAGAAAUACAUUCUCCACUGCUGCAUUCAGAAAAUGCCUGUGAUUGGAACUUGAAAGAUUACCAGCAUGGACUUGAAUGCCUCCCCUGAACCAGAAGAAGAUGAAGUUUUUCCCAAACCACAGUCAGAAGAAGAUAAUGUACAAUACUAUGAACAUGUUGACCAUGAGCAGAGUGGUGCUUCGAUUGCACGCCGGGAGCGUGAAGAAAGGAUCCUAAGGAUGCGCAGACAGCAUCCUGAUGACAGACCAUCUUAUGGUUAUAAGCCAAGUCAGCGUGAUGAUGUGUAUAAAGCUAAAAGGCAGAGACCAAAUAGUAGACUUCCUCCAGGUUGGUUAGACUGCCCUGCAUAUGGGAAUGAGAUAGGAGGUUCUUUGAUCCCUUCGAAAGUUCCUCUAGGCGAAUCAUUCAAUGAAGAAAUUCUACCUGGUAAAAGAUACUCAUCAAAGCAGGUGGUCCAUCAACAGAGAGUUUUAAAUAGAAAGAUCGGUUUGGUGAUUGAUUUGACCAAUUCAAGUAGAUACUAUAAUCUCAAUGAUUGGAGAAAAGAAGGUAUUAAGCAUGUCAAGAUUCCAUGCAAGGGGCUUGAUUCAGUGCCUGAGAAUGAGGCUGUGAAUAAGUUUGUUUAUGAGGUCCAACAAUUUAUGUCUCGGCAAAGGCAACCCAAAAAGCAUAUUCUUGUUCACUGCACACAUGGGCAUAAUCGUACAGGGUAUAUGAUUGCCCAUUAUCUCAUGCGUACAUCGCCUAUGUCUGUCACUCAGACAAUCAAGAUAUUUUCAGAAGCACGUCCACCUGGGAUUUACAAACCAGACUACAUUGAUGCUUUGUAUAGUUUUUAUCAUGAAAAGAAACCAGAGAUGGUUGUUUGCCCUCCAACCCCAGAGUGGAAAAAAUCUUCUGAAUUGGAUCUGAAUGGCGAUGCAGUGCCAGAUGAUGAUGAUGAUGAUGAUGGAUAUCCUACAGCUCCUCCAGAUGAGACUAAUGAGACACGGACAAUGCUGACAAAUGAUGACCUUCUGGGAGAUAACAUUCCCAGUGACCAAGAAGUAGUGAUGCGGCAGUUUGUAUACCAGACUAUGAAGUUGCCUGGAGGGGUUAGAGGACCUCAGCUCUUUCCUGGCUCCCAUCCAGUUUCUCUCAACAGGGAGAACUUACAACUUUUAAGGCAACGUUACUAUUAUGCAACAUGGAAAGCUGAUGGUACAAGAUACAUGAUGCUUAUCACUAUGGAUGGCUGCUAUUUGAUAGAUAGGCAUUUCAGCUUUCGCAGAGUCCAAAUGCGAUUUCCUUGCAGACAUACUAAUGAGAAGGGAGGGGCUGAGAGAAUGUAUCAUCAUUUUACGUUGCUUGAUGGGGAGAUGGUAAUUGAUACUAUGCCUGAUACACAGAAGCAAGAAAGAAGAUACCUUGUUUAUGAUAUGAUGGCCGUUAAUCAGGUUUCCCUUGUAGAGCGACCAUUUUAUGAACGUUGGAAAAUGGUUGAGAAGGAAAUCAUUGAGCCACGGAAUUUUGAGAGACAACACUUAUAUCAGAGUCAAAACCCUUACUAUAGAUAUGAAUUGGAGCCUUUCAGGGUAAGGAGGAAAGAUUUUUGGCUUCUUUCUACUGUGACUAAGCUGUUGAAGGGAUUUAUUCCAAAUCUUUCCCACGAUGCAGAUGGUCUUAUUUUCCAGGGCUGGGAUGAUCCUUAUGUUCCGCGGACACAUGAGGGUCUCUUAAAGUGGAAGUAUCCCGAAAUGAAUUCAGUGGACUUUCUCUUUGAGAUGGUUGAAAGUCACCAGAUUCUCUAUCUCCAUGAGCGCGGGAAGAAGAAAUUGAUGGAUAAUAGGGUUGUGUUUCCCGACGACGGGCCUGAUGCAUCAGCAUAUAAUGGUAAAAUUAUUGAGUGUUCGUGGAACUCAGAGGAAGACGCGUGGGUUUGUAUGAGGGUCAGGGUGGACAAGGGGACCCCGAAUGAAUUCAACACAUACAGGAAGGUCAUGAGAAGUAUCAAGGACAACAUCACCGAAGAUGUAUUGUUGAACGAGAUCAAUGAGAUCAUCCACCUUCCAAUGUACUCUGAUAGGAUACAAAGCGAAAGCAAAGUGCACAAUGCAUCACGUCGUAGGUGAACAAGAAGUUUGAUAAAUGUCUAGCACAUUACUUCUCUGCAGCACCUAAUACAAAACGGAAGAUCUGCAAGAACCAACCACCGAGGAAUGUUGUAUGUAAACCGAUCCGUGGGUGCGCCAUCUCAUGAUUCCAGAGGAAUUAUCUCUUGUUUUCCCCUCUUCUCUUAGCAUAGUCGUCGUAGGUGAUAGCUAGGAAUAGUUAUAUAGGAUGAUGGUCCUUUGUAUAUUAUUGUUAUCAGCUGCAGUUGCCUUGAAUAGAAGUUGGUAAAUUUGUUCAAAAAGUGUGAAGAUCUAAUUUAUUUGUGCUGCCUUCGAUCACCAAA
Salvia splendens (bonfire salvia) is the source of this 2693-nucleotide messenger RNA. RefSeq names its product mRNA-capping enzyme. NCBI's taxonomy places the organism in Eukaryota, Viridiplantae, Streptophyta, Magnoliopsida, Lamiales, Lamiaceae. The record is from RefSeq and is a predicted model, not a curated record. Bases 325 to 2370 code for a protein of 681 amino acids. Gene Ontology annotation, biological process: 7-methylguanosine mRNA capping; DNA repair; DNA recombination. Gene Ontology annotation, molecular function: mRNA guanylyltransferase activity; mRNA 5'-triphosphate monophosphatase activity; ATP binding. The transcript has 18 exons.